CUUCCUGCACCUGCUCUGCGAGAGCGCACACGCGGACACCGAGACGGACGCGCGCAUACACGCACACGGCAGAGCAGGCGCGACAAAACGUGAAAAGCUGGAGGCGGCAGUGCAGGUGUCGUGGCAUCAUCGGUGAAUGAUCUGAAGCUCACAGACGCACACGGGAGGCAGACAUGGACCUGACGCUGCUGCUCCGGAAGCUGGCACUCGUCUCGUCCGUGUGCGUGCUGCUGGCCGGUUGCGCGCGCGCCUGCGGUCCGGGCCGGGGCUACGGCAAGCGCAGGAACCCGAAGAGACUGACUCCGCUCGCCUACAAGCAGUUCAUCCCUAACGUGGCGGAGAAGACGCUGGGCGCGAGCGGGAAGUAUGAGGGCAAAAUUACGCGCAACUCGGAGCGCUUCAAGGAGCUCACACCGAACUACAACCCCGACAUCAUCUUCAAGGACGAGGAGAACACCAACGCAGACCGACUCAUGACCCAGAGAUGUAAAGACAAGCUGAACUCGUUGGCCAUCUCGGUGAUGAACCAGUGGCCAGGGGUCAAGCUACGCGUUACAGAGGCCUGGGACGAAGACGGCAACCAUUUCGAAGAGUCUUUACACUACGAGGGCCGAGCGGUGGACAUCACGACCUCGGACAGAGACAAGAGCAAGUACGGGAUGCUGUCGAGACUCGCCGUGGAGGCCGGAUUCGACUGGGUUUACUACGAAUCCAAAGCACACAUACACUGCUCCGUAAAAGCAGAAAAUUCCGUGGCAGCUAAAUCCGGCGGCUGCUUUCCGGGAUCCGCGCUCGUCCAGCUCUCGGACGGAAGCAGGAAGCGCGUGGAGGAUCUGAAGGAAGGCGAGAAGGUUCUCGCAGCAGAUGAGCAAGGAAACGUCGUGUACAGCGACUUCAUCGCCUUCCUGGACCGGGACGUGACGCUGCGCCGGACGUUCCUCGUGCUCGAGACGCAGAAGCCGAACGUGACUCUGAGGCUCACGGCGGCGCACCUGGUGUUCGUGCGGGACGAAUCAGCCGCCUCGGGGAUGGCGGCGAAGUUUGCGAGCGGAGUGAAAGCGGGGCAGGAAGUGUUUGUGUGGGAGGGACAAGGACGUCUGAGGAGUGCGCGUGUAGAGCGAGUGUACGCGGUGGAGGACAGGGGAUCAUACGCGCCACUUACCGUGCACGGGACCAUCGUGGUGGACGGUGUGUUAGCGUCGUGCUACGCUGCUGUGGAGGCGCACCGCUGGGUGCACCGGGCUUUCGCGCCGCUCCGCCUGAGCCGCGUUCUCACGCCGACCUCGUGGUGGCGCUGGAUGACACCGGAUUCAAAUGCUACCUCGCAGCAAGAUGGGAUUCACUGGUAUCCCAAGAUGCUGCUGCAUGUCGGAACGUGGCUGCUGGAUCGAGACUCUUUCCACCCGCUUGGGAUUUCCGGCUCGAGCUGAGACUCACACCACUUACAGGAAGGUUUUAGUCCAAAAUGCAAAUUCUGCUAACUACGAACGAGAGCUAACAGACACCGGUUAGCAUGGUGCACUUGGGAUAAUCGGUGCCUGUUCACUUCUAAGACCCAGUCAUGCUAGCUUUGCCGCGGUCAGUCGCAUCAUGCCGCAGACUCGUGAGUAAAUUUCUCUGGUGACGUGUGACGUGCUAAUUCACAGCAUCGCUAACUAGCAGAACAGGCUGCGUUUAUGUCUGAAGAGACGAGCCUUUAUAUUUUCAGUGCAGAACAGAGGAUGUGCUAAUUUUAUCAGGCAUGAACAAUGUUUUAUUUCAGUUUUCCAGCUGUUUUUGUUGCGAAUCAGGAGGAAAACCCCACAGAGUUCCAGCAGUGGACAGACUGGUCAGUUCCUGCACAGUGAAAUAAUCAGACCUGGAUUUCUAUAGUCUGCAAAAUCCAGAUUCUCCCUACGCAAAGUGACUGCUAAAUGGCUCCAAAAUGGACAGGGGACAGUUUUCCCAUCAGGAAGAAGCCCUAGCAUCCUUUUAUGACAUCCUACAACAGGGUUCUCUGACCAGAAAAAGGUUCCAUCGGUUCUUUUAGCGUACCAGGAGAGUUCAGGGCUUACACCAGGCUUAUUUAAGAGAUGUUUUUUUUUUUUAAGAGUGUUCCUCACUUAUCAGACACGGUACCAAGCAGAACCCCUUUAUGAGUCUUCGAACGUUCACAUAUUCAGUGAGGUCUGAAUGAAACCCUCAAGAACUACAUCCCAGGAACCGUGGGUUCUAUAGAGAUUCUCAGCUUCUCCUUGGAGCUCUUUCUAUUGUAGGGGUCUAGAGAGAACCUUAAGAGUUCCAUGAGACAUUUCUCUGUGACACUCCUGUUCCUCAAACUUCUAGUGUGACUGUGGCUUUAUUCGGUGUUAGCAUUAGCGUCAGCAUUAGCAUAGUGGACUGAAAUGUUCUACUCAGUGGCAUUUGCUAAAAGAAGCGGUUUUGGAGGGAAAACAAAUGGGAGUUUUACACAGACAUCACAUUUACCUCACAUGUGGUCAACUAGAAGAUCCGUUACACAUGCUAGCCAGGCUAAUGGACACGUAUGAACACCAGAUAGCAUCAUUCACACUGCAGACUGAAUAAAUCACCACACACUCAUCUCAAACUGUGUUAAGUAACUGGAUUGUGUGUGUGUGUGUGUGUUCAGCUAAUCAGUAUUCACAAACAUCCAUUACUUGUUAGCGACAUUAGCCUAACAGACUGAAGCUAAAUGACGGACACGUGAGGAAACGUGUUCUGAAAUACGUGUUGAUUAAAUGUUUCUCCUUGAAUCACGUCUUUAGUGACUCGAGAAUCCUGGUAGCGUGUUUCUUUAAAUAAUUUAUUUGUUUUUGGAUCAUUCGGGAGCGCUAUGAUGGGAUCCAGGAUUCGCGGAGAAGAGACGGAGGAGACGUUAAAUUCCUCCGGAUGCUGACCGACCGCUCUAUUUUACCGGAUAGUCCGACUCAUAAAUUCUAUUUUUCUACACAGAUUUGUAUAUUAGAUUUUUUGGACGGAUCUAAACUAUUUACAGAAUCACAUUU
Molecule: messenger RNA, 3005 nt
Organism: Hemibagrus wyckioides
Lineage: Eukaryota; Metazoa; Chordata; Actinopteri; Siluriformes; Bagridae
Gene: shhb
Product: sonic hedgehog signaling molecule b
Exons: 3
Coding region: 174-1430 (418 amino acids)
Biological process (GO): multicellular organism development; smoothened signaling pathway; oligodendrocyte differentiation
Molecular function (GO): calcium ion binding; patched binding
Source: RefSeq, a predicted model, not a curated record